GGGGCCGGGGAGAUACUUUUGUAACCCUUUCCAGCUUCUUGCAAGUCAACAAUUCUUGAAUCGUAGGUCUUCGGGGAGACUCAGAUUUCUGUGAAUGCAGGGUUCACAUCAGACAGUGCUCCUUGAAACCAGUCCGGGGAAAACAGGUAUAGUGUUUUUUAAGGGCGGGGACAGCUGUCAGCAACAGGGUCCGGGGAUCAUCACACUAUUGAAGUCAGGUUGGCUCACUCCUGGCUCCAAUGAAUGCAGGCUCUGGGAGAAGAUAUUAAGCUAGGGCCUCACAUACUUUUGCAGGGUCUCUGCACGGGAAGACAUGAUAUAGUGAAUGCAGGGGUCCGGGGAGAGCAGAUAUAGUGAAUGCAGGGUCCGGGGAGAGCAGAUAUAGUGAAUGCAGAGUCCGGGGAGACCAGAUAUAGUGAAUGCAGGGUCCGGGGAGACC
Molecule: messenger RNA, 439 nt
Organism: Staurois parvus
Lineage: Eukaryota; Metazoa; Chordata; Amphibia; Anura; Ranidae
Source: the annotation of a GenBank genome assembly